This is a messenger RNA of Cynara cardunculus var. scolymus (artichoke), 1757 nucleotides long. Its product is annotated as probable galacturonosyltransferase 10. NCBI's taxonomy places the organism in Eukaryota, Viridiplantae, Streptophyta, Magnoliopsida, Asterales, Asteraceae. The record is from RefSeq and is a predicted model, not a curated record. Gene Ontology annotation, molecular function: polygalacturonate 4-alpha-galacturonosyltransferase activity. Bases 1 to 1608 code for a protein of 535 amino acids. The transcript has 2 exons.
AUGAGAAGAACAAGGCCGGAGUUUCGCCGGCCAGUGAGGCGGCGGUGGUUUCCGAAUGUGUUUUGGUUGACAUUAUGUGGAUUUGUGGUUUUGGUGUUGAUCGUUUUCUUAACUCGAGAGAGCGCCAAACCUGCAUCCAGAUCGGUGUUAUCUAAGAGAACUUACAGGCAGGUAAUGACCAUGGAGAGCCUUAAUGUUACAGAUGAAAUGUUAAAUCCUGACUCAAUCACACGGCAACUCACUGAUCAAAUAUCACUAGCUAAGGCGUAUAUUGUGAUCGCUAAAGAAAGCAACAACCUUCAAUUCGCAUGGGAAUUGAGCACACAAAUUCGCAACUCCCAGAUCCUUCUUUCAAAUGCUGCAUUAAGGCGAUCUCCAUUAACUCUUGGGGAAUCAAAUACCGCUGUUAGAGAAAUGGCAUUCUUGCUUUUUCAAGCGCAACAACUCCAUUAUGACAGUGCCACAAUGAUCAUGAGACUUAAAGCCAGAAUCCAAGAGCUUGAAGAACAAACGAGUUCCGUUACCGAUAAAAGUAGCAAAUACGGGCAAAUAGCUGCCGAAGAAGUCCCGAAGAGCUUAUACUGUCUUGGUGUCCGUUUGACAACUGAAUGGUUCAAUCUUUCGAAGUUGCAGCAAACAGUAUUCGAAAAGACCCAAAGCGGAAUUAAGCUGAAAGACAACAGCCUCUAUCAUUUCUGCAUCUUUUCCGACAACAUUCUUGCAACUUCGGUCGUGGUAAACUCGACGGCAUUAAACUCACAAAACCCAGAUCGGAUCGUGUUCCAUCUUGUAACCGAUGAAGUGAAUUUUGCGGCAAUGAAGGCUUGGUUCACGAUGAACAGAUUUCGCCAAGUGACGGUUGAUGUGCAGAAGUUUGAGGAUUUCAGCUGGCUGAAUGCUUCUUACGUUCCGGUUCUCAAACAGCUCCAAGAUUCCGAUACCAAAAACUAUUACUUCUCCGGAAACAACGAUGGUGGGAAGACUCCGAUCAAGUUCCGAAACCCGAAAUAUCUAUCGAUGUUGAACCAUUUACGGUUUUACAUCCCAGAAGUUUUUCCAGCACUCAACAAGCUCGUGUUUCUUGACGAUGAUGUUGUGGUUCAAAAGGAUCUCGCGGGUCUAUUUACCGUCGAUCUGAACGGAAACGUCAAUGGUGCAGUGGAAACAUGUAUGGAGACGUUUCAUCGAUACCACAAAUACUUGAACUACUCUCACCCGCUCAUAAGAUCACAUUUUGAUCCCGACGCCUGUGGUUGGGCAUUCGGGAUGAACGUUUUCGAUUUGGUCGAGUGGCGGAAACGGAACGUUACGGGGAUUUACCAUUACUGGCAAGAAAAGAACGUGGAUCGGACGUUGUGGAAACUGGGUACGUUGCCACCAGGACUUCUUACGUUUUACGGGUUAACCGAACCGCUGGACCCAAACUGGCAUGUUCUUGGUUUGGGCUACACCAAUGUCGAAGAGGACGUGAUAGAAAAUGGAGCUGUGUUACAUUUUAAUGGGAAUUUAAAGCCAUGGUUGAAGAUUGGAAUGGAUAAAUACAAGCCUUUUUGGGAGAAAUAUGUUGAUUAUAGUCAUCCCAUGUUGGAGCAAUGCAAUUUUCGCUGAACCGACUCUUUUCAGAGUACCACUGAGAAUUUUUCUGUCUGUUAUUUUUAAUGCCUGAUAGAAUUAGUUGAGGUACACACAAGCUGACCUAGAUAUUUAUGAUUACAGAAAAGAAAAUUUGUUAGACUUUUAUGUGGAAAGUCAAUCAU